This is a messenger RNA of Psylliodes chrysocephalus, 1550 nucleotides long. Lineage: Eukaryota; Metazoa; Arthropoda; Insecta; Coleoptera; Chrysomelidae. The record is from the annotation of a GenBank genome assembly.
CGUAAUCGUAAACACAAGAGAAGGCGCAGACGCAAGGCAAAGAAAAUAGAAAAGAAGUGAAGCGUCGUUUGAUACGUAUCUUUUGGAGAAGCUUAUUUAAAAUUUAAAUAAACAGCAUAUAUUAAUAAAAUGGCCGAUGCUGAUGAUCUAUUAGAUUACGAAGAUGAGGAAAAUCCAGAACAGACCACAACUGAAACUACCACAACAGAGGUUCAAAAGAAAGGUGUGAAAGGGACGUACGUCUCAAUUCACAGCUCAGGUUUUCGAGAUUUUCUUUUAAAACCAGAAAUCCUCAGAGCUAUCGUAGAUUGUGGUUUUGAACACCCUUCUGAAGUUCAGCAUGAGUGCAUUCCUCAGGCUGUUAUUGGCAUGGACAUUCUUUGCCAAGCAAAAAGUGGUAUGGGUAAAACCGCCGUAUUCGUAUUAGCCACUCUCCAACAACUAGACCCGACCGAAAAUGCCGUCUACGUCCUCGUCAUGUGCCAUACGCGUGAGUUGGCUUUCCAAAUUAGCAAAGAAUACGAACGUUUCAGUAAAUACAUGCUCAACAUCAAGGUCGGUGUAUUUUUCGGAGGUCUGCCCAUUCAAAAAGACGAGGAAGUAUUAAAAGCCAGCUGUCCCCAUAUUGUCGUUGGCACGCCUGGACGUAUUUUGGCUCUUGUCAGAUCUAAGAAACUCAAUCUCAAGCAUUUAAAGCAUUUUAUUCUUGAUGAGUGCGAUAAAAUGUUGGAACUAUUAGAUAUGAGACGCGACGUCCAAGAAAUAUACCGUAACACUCCGCACGGCAAACAAGUAAUGAUGUUCAGUGCGACCCUCAGCAAAGAAAUCCGGCCAGUUUGCAAGAAAUUCAUGCAAGAUCCCAUGGAAGUGUACGUUGAUGACGAAGCCAAAUUGACCCUUCACGGUUUACAGCAGCAUUAUGUAAAACUAAAAGAGAACGAAAAGAAUAAAAAGUUGUUUGAGUUACUAGAUGUCUUGGAAUUUAACCAGGUCGUUAUAUUUGUAAAGUCGGUGCAAAGGUGUGUAGCCUUAGCGCAAUUGUUAACAGAGCAAAACUUUCCAGCAAUUGGAAUUCACAGAGGCAUGGACCAGAAAGAGAGAUUGUCUCGGUAUGAGCAGUUUAAAGAUUUCCAAAAGAGAAUUUUGGUAGCAACCAAUCUUUUCGGACGCGGUAUGGAUAUUGAAAGAGUAAAUAUUGUAUUCAACUACGAUAUGCCCGAAGAUUCGGAUACCUACCUACACAGAGUAGCUAGAGCUGGUCGAUUCGGUACCAAAGGAUUAGCCAUUACGUUCGUUUCUGAAGAAGGAGAUGCUAAAAUUCUUAACGAAGUACAAGACAGAUUUGAUGUGAAUAUUACUGAACUACCUGAUGAGAUCGAUUUAAGUUCAUAUAUUGAAGGACGAUAGUUUUUGGAUAACUAUUAAUUUUAGACUUAUGUUUCCUAAUUUUAUAUUUAGAUUGUAAGGCGUUUUAUUUUAUUUGUAUUCUCAAAUAAUUUCUUGUUGAUCACUCGAUGUAAUUAGAAUGUGUAAUAAAUCUUUAAUUUGUA